Messenger RNA from Rhododendron vialii, 987 nucleotides. RefSeq lists its product as uncharacterized. NCBI's taxonomy places the organism in Eukaryota, Viridiplantae, Streptophyta, Magnoliopsida, Ericales, Ericaceae. Gene Ontology annotation, molecular function: nucleic acid binding. The transcript has a single exon. The coding region runs from base 1 to 987 and encodes 328 amino acids. The record is from RefSeq and is a predicted model, not a curated record.
AUGGAAGUCCCAAAAUCAACACUCCAUCCACGAAUUAAGGAAGGUAAAAUUAGGCCUCAUUCAAAUGCUCUUAAGCCGUACCUUUCUGAUGAACAUAAGAUAGCAAGGUUGCACUUUUGUCUUUCCAUGCUUGAGCCAAAUAGUCUUCAAACCCAGCCAUUGUUCAAGGAUAUGUACAAUUAUGUUCACAUAGAUAAGAAGUGGUUUUAUAUGACCAAAGAAUCGGAAAGGUAUUAUCUACUUCCCGAAGAAGAUCAACCACAUAGAACUUGCAAAAACAAACGAUUCAUCACAAAGGUUAUGUUUUUAGCUGCGGUAGCUCGACCACGAUUCGGUGCUAAUGGAGGCGAAGAGUUUUCGGGUAAGAUAGGUAUUUUUCCAUUCACAUUCAAAGAACCAGCCAAACGAACAAGUAAAAAUCGUGUGGCCGGUACAAUGGAGACAAAGGCAAUUGCAACGGUGACUAAAGAUGUUAUUCGCUCGUGUUUGAUUGACAAAGUUAUACCUGCUAUUCAAUCAAAAUGGCCUCGGUCUAGCGUGGGUGAAACUAUUUAUAUUCAACAAGAUAAUGCAAGGCCCCACAUCCAACCAUCUGAUGCUCAGUUUCGUGACGUCGCAACAAAGAAUGGAUUUGAUAUUCGUUUAUCAUUUCAACCCCCAAAUAGUCCAGACUUGAAUGUUCUUGAUCUCGGAUUUUUUACAGCAAUUCAAUCCUUGCAAUAUCAAGAGGCGCCUAGAACAAUCGAUGAACUUUUGAAUGCCGUGGAAAAAUCUUUUGAUAAAUUACCAUUGCACGAUCUCGAUUCUGUUUUUUUAUCUCUACAAGCUUGUAUGGUUGAAGUGAUGAAGGUUAAUGGGGGGAAUAAUUACAAAUUGCCGCACAUUAAGAAACCCCAAUUAAUGAGAGAUGGUGUUCUUCCUUCUCAUCUUGAAUGUGGCCAAGAUGUUGUGGAGAAUGUGCUAAUUCAUCUACAGAAUCAAGUUUGA